This is a messenger RNA of Asterias rubens (European starfish), 2049 nucleotides long. Its product is annotated as cleavage and polyadenylation specificity factor subunit 6-like. The transcript has 2 exons. Lineage: Eukaryota; Metazoa; Echinodermata; Asteroidea; Forcipulatida; Asteriidae. The coding region runs from base 740 to 1669 and encodes 309 amino acids. The record is from RefSeq and is a predicted model, not a curated record.
UAAACGGCCUUAACAAAGGCAUAUUAUAUUAACGGUAAAUGACUUGACGAUUUUUAGCAGUCAGGAAUUGCAGUGUUGGUGCGCAAUGGAACUGAACAGACAGGCUGUGUAUCACACUAUUACCUAGACGAGCUGAAAGCAGAAUAGGGCCUCACCACACAUCGGCACAAAUGAAUUGCGAUCGUUCAGAUGAAAAAGGUGAAGGUAUUCCUGUCUCAAGAAUGGUUGAUUUUCACCUGAGAUUUUCCUCUUUUUUUUUCAACUGGUCAUCAUUAAUCCUGUAAUUAACGCGGUCAUCUGGUUGUAAAAGAGAUAUCAAUCCAGGUUGGACUCUUCCGUUGCAGACACCGACGUUCUACCAGGGACAUGUGUAUACUGGAUACUUCUACCUGUUGCUCUACAAAUCACUUGUGCAGAAUGAAAGUGGGAACAACAAUGAGCAUUUUGUUUUUUAUUUAUUGACAUAUAAUCGUCUACGCACGAGAGAAAACUAACGACAAUUUUAGGCAGCAGACCUUUUGAAACUCGUCGUACCUUUUUUUUGUACAUCUAUACUAUUACUAAGGAAUUGCAGUGACUCACUGUGCGGCUAAAGAGUUGCAGUUUGUACUACCAAACACCAAACACUUAAGGAGGCAACUAACAUCCUGAACUGUAUGCCAGAUAAGUAUACCCAUCGCGUUGGUUAGCAGCACUAUUUUGACAAUCUUGUAAAACGACUUUAGAGUCUACGUGCAAUAUGGGAGGACAAGGGGGACGCAGGGGAGGUGGGAGACGCCGGGCUCACCGUACUGGGGCCAGGCAUCGUCAUCGGGGUGGUGGAGGUCGAGGCUUGAACAUAUUUUUCCACGGGGGUGGAGGACCGCAUCAAGCCCUCAUCCAGCGCCGUCUGGUCUCCAUUUUAAUUAGUUUCGGAUUCGGCAUUGGGUUGAUGCUUUAUGGUAUAACGGCGGUUCUCAUCUACCCAACUUUUCCAUGGCAAGGGUUUAGCUUCAUUGGUAUAGGGAUUAUGCUGAUAUUGAUUUCAGUCGUUGGUAUUUGGAAAGUCAAACAGCUUCGCCAACACCAACAACAACAUCAGCAAGGGCAAGAAGGAACAGUGCACAUUCCACCAGGAAACAUUGGAUCACAAGUAACAACACAACAGCAGCAACACAUAUGGACAACAGAGCAGAAUAUGACAGCAGCCCCACCUUACGGUGCAGGACAAGAACCCCCACCUGGGUAUGCAGCAACAGUGGGUCCGAUGGGACACUCUCAACCACCCUACCCCCAACCAGGAGGUACUGUACCGCCCUACACCCAACCAGCUGGACAGCCCUACCCACAACCAGGAGGUCCAGUGCCACCCUACCCACAACCAGGAGGUCCAGUGCCACCCUACCCCCAACCAGGAGGUCCAGUGCCACCCUAUACCCAACCAGGGGGUGUGGCACCUUAUCCUGAAUACCCAGCACCACCUGGAGUUGUGCAAUCCUCACCUCCACAAACCAUCGCUAAUCAGCCACAACUGUAUCAUGUGCAGCCGUACUCAGCAUCAGAUGGAAACACACAGGCACCCUAUCCACCCGGCGACCCUUCCCAGGGACCAGCACCAAUUAACCCACCAGUGACGGAACCACCGCCACCAUCUUACGAAGUGAUUGUUAUGAAUGAGCAGAAUAAGUGACAAUAUCAUCAACCCCUACUUAGAUUAAAUAUCCAAUCUUAACUGCCUCGAUUGUUUUCAUUGUUGGACUUUAUUAUUAUGGUAAAACUCAAAUUUCAAAGGUGUGAAAUAUCCACGUUGUUUGAACAUUUUAGUACAAAGCUGAAUUCCGCUUGCAGUGGUCUAUUUCCCACAAAAACACAAUGAAUUAAUGAAAGUUAAGAAAGGUGUCAUUAUCCAUGUCUUUUGUCUUCUCUAAAAAAAAAUCGGGUCAUCUUCAAAAUGAAUAAUUUGUCAGCACCCCUGCGCAAUUUAUUAUUUUCGUAACUCUGUUUUACUCAUUUCCCAAAAACUACAGCACCUCAGCACGUAAUUUUUCAGGGAAGCUUUCUACGUUCAUU